Molecule: messenger RNA, 1011 nt
Organism: Gaeumannomyces tritici R3-111a-1
Lineage: Eukaryota; Fungi; Ascomycota; Sordariomycetes; Magnaporthales; Magnaporthaceae
Exons: 7
Coding region: 1-1011 (336 amino acids)
Source: RefSeq, a predicted model, not a curated record
AUGGAUAUAUGCGAAAGCAUUAACCGUUAUGGUUAUACCUACACUCCUGCAUCCUUUGCAUUGGUGCAAAAUAAAGAUCCAGUAAACUGGGUUGCACAAAUUGUUGAGAUCCGAAAAUGGGGCGAUCAGGUUUAUCUCCUUAUUUACUGGAUGUACCGAUACGAAGACCUUCCUAACGAGCAUCGCGGCUUCUAUCCCAUGCCGGGCGAGCUUGUUGCAACCAACCAUAUGGAUGUUAUUCUUGCUGAAAGCCUGGUGUCCGUCGCUAAAGUUUUUAUGAAGUGGCGAGCGCCAAGGCUUACACAACUAGCAACACCGCCUAAAAGGAAGCACAAGGAGUUUAACCCCAAGCCUCAACAAACGAUUAAACCCGAAACCAACGAGGACACAAGCUUAUACUGGAUUCGAACGUACAACGUGUUCACGAAAAAGCUUUCAGCAGGGUUACGGCCGAGGCUACUACCUUCCUUAAAAUAUAGCAUAGAAACAAACCAAUGGUCGGCGGGACCAGGCAAUCGCGGGGUCCUCCCAAAUGAUCGACCCAAAGCCAUGGAAGCGCGGGAUGGGAAGGUGUAUUUAGGAUCGGAUUUGCGCUUAGCUACUGCUCCUAAGGAAGUGGGGUGGGAGAGCAUCCGUUUUAGCUCCCUCCGGUGCCUUGGGCCACCGGCCCUCGCCCCGCCUCCAGCGCUUCUGACUGGUCUUAACAGGGCAAUGAACGUUAUAAACGGAAGCCAGACCACGACGACGGGGUUUUCCGGAGGUCGCGUUUGGGUCAGGAAACGAGGCUGGGGGAGGGGGGACCCGACGAUAAACGCGGCGGUGAGCCCGGGAUGUUCGGUCUACGGCGACGGGGCUACGUGCAACAAGCCCGGAUUAGCUAAUAACAGCAACCUGAAGCGAGGUCUUUUUUACCGGGCGUGUGAAACCGGGCUCGCGUCGCAUGGAGGAUUCCACCUGUGGAAGGUGAAUGCAGGCAACACUGCCUGGAACGUGGAUUGUGUUACUCUCUAG